Messenger RNA from Neurospora tetrasperma FGSC 2508, 11813 nucleotides. RefSeq lists its product as uncharacterized. Gene Ontology annotation, molecular function: transcription coregulator activity; protein binding. NCBI's taxonomy places the organism in Eukaryota, Fungi, Ascomycota, Sordariomycetes, Sordariales, Sordariaceae. Gene Ontology annotation, biological process: regulation of DNA-templated transcription; DNA repair. Gene Ontology annotation, cellular component: NuA4 histone acetyltransferase complex; SAGA complex; nucleus. The record is from RefSeq and is a predicted model, not a curated record. Bases 1 to 11529 code for a protein of 3842 amino acids. The transcript is spliced from 4 exons.
AUGGCGAACCUAAUUGACGAUGUCAUCAGGAAGCUGUGCACUCCAGAAAUUGAGCUUCGGCUCAAGGUCGAAGCCGCGAUCAACUUGCGCGACAGCCUCGACCACUAUGUGACCGGUCCAGCAUACUCUCCGUUCCUCAAGCGCGUGAUACCUCCCUUCAUCAUGAUUUUGCGACAACCACCAGUGUUUCAGAGCAAGACGAUGGACCAAGUCAACAUGCAGAAGCUGCGAAACUGCAUCCUCGAGAUUCUUCAUCGCCUCCCUACCUCGAACACGUCGCCCGAGCCCUUCGAACCCUUCGCCGAAGAAGUUGUAGAUCUGCUCAUGGGUCUUGUGCGAGAAGACAAUGAAGACAACGCCGUUCUCUGCGUCAAGAUCAUAUCCGAAAUCAUGCGCCACCAACACAAAGUCCUGGGUUCCAAAGUCCAGCCCUUCCUGAACCUGAUACAGGAGCUAUUCGAACAGAUGGCAUUGGUGGUAAAGGAACAGCUUGACGAUACAUCCACGUCGGUGGUCGGUCCCUCAGGCGCCCCCUCAACCCCCGGUAGCACCCAAACGAGCUUCAUGCCACACCAACAAUCCCCGAGACCAGGCUCUCCUGUCGCCCCUGGCGCCGCCGACUUCAGCGCAGAUGCUGGACAACAAUCUGGUCGGCCCUUGCUGAAGGGCAUGCAAUCCUUCAGGGUGCUGUCCGAGUGUCCCAUUAUUGUUGUGUCUAUCUUCCAGGUCUAUCGCAAUAGUGUGACAGCCAAUGUCAAGCUUUUCGUUCCCCUCAUUAAGUCGGUACUGCUUUGCCAGGCAAAAGCGCAGGAAAAAGCUCAUCUGGACGCUGCAGCUAGAGGGACCAUCCAUACCGGCGUCAGCCCCAAUAUCAAGAAUCGGGUGGCGUAUGGGGAGUUCAUUACCGCCCAGGUGAAGACCAUGAGUUUCUUGGCUUACCUUCUGAGAUCAUACUCCAAUCAGUUGUCGGAUUUUCUCCUGGUGUUGCCAGAGAUCAUAGUGAGGCUUUUGAAGGACUGUCCGCGAGAGAAGUCAGGCGCGCGGAAGGAGCUGCUCGUCGCUAUUCGCCACAUUAUCAACUUUAACUUCCGGAAAAUCUUCUUGCCCAAGAUCGACGAGCUGCUGGAUGAGCGCACCCUGAUAGGCGACGGUUUGACGGUAUACGAGACCAUGAGACCGUUGGCGUACAGCAUGUUGGCCGACCUUAUUCAUCACGUAAGGGACAGUCUUACUCCUGAUCAGAUUCGCAAGACAGUCGAGGUGUAUACGCGAAACCUACAAGACAACUUCCCCGGCACCAGUUUUCAAACCAUGAGCGCAAAACUUUUACUUAAUAUGGCGGAAUGUAUUGCCCGCUUGCCGAACAAGGUCGAUGCACGGCAUUAUCUAAUGAUGAUUCUCAAUGCCAUUGCCGACAAGUUCGCUGCCAUGAACAAGCAGUACGCAAAUGCGGUCAAACUUUCAAAGCUGUACGCCCAGCAAGCUGCCGACAACACGCCCGAGACGUAUUUGGCUGACAAGGAGCACCCCCCGCAGUGGGACGAAAUCGACAUCUUCUCCGCAAUGCCCAUCAAAACCUCUAACCCUCGGGAUCGUGCUGCCGAUCCGGUCGUCGACAACAAGUUUCUGUUCAAGAACCUCAUGACCGGCUUGAAGAACACUUUCUAUCAGUUGAAGAGCUGCAAUCCGACUACCGUGCCAGAUCUGGCUAAUGCACCCGCACACUGGGUUGAUGUUGCUUACGGCUUCACUGCUGAGGAGGUUGAAGUUAUCGUCAAGCUUUUCCGAGAAGGUUGCUACGUGUUCCGGUAUUACGAUAGCGAAAAGCCUGCAGCCGAGUCACCCUUUACUUCCACAGUCGAAUACAUGGCAAACUUCUUCAUGGUUUCCCUCACAAAGGAGGAAAAGGACCUCCUUGAGACCUUCGCUACGGUAUUCCAUGUUGUAGACCCUGCGACCUUCCACGAAGUCUUUCAGCAAGAGAUCCCACGAUUGUACGACAUGAUCCACGAGCACACUGCGCUUCUUCAAAUCCCCCAAUUUUUCCUGGCGAGCGAAGCGACAUCGCCCAGCUUUUGCGGAAUGCUUCUGCGCUUUCUGAUGGAGCGGAUCGAGGAUGUGGGCUCCGCCGAUGUGAAGAAGUCGGCCAUCCUCCUGCGUUUGUUUAAGUUGGCAUUCAUGGCGGUUACUUUGUUUGCGGCCCAGAACGAGCAGGUUCUGCUUCCGCAUGUGGUUGACAUCAUCACCAAGUCUAUUGAACUCUCGACAAAGGCAGAGGAACCGAUGAACUACUUCCUUCUGCUUAGAUCUCUGUUUAGGAGUAUUGGUGGUGGCAAGUUCGAGCACCUUUACAAGCAGAUCUUGCCUCUGCUGGAGAUGCUCCUGGACGUUCUAAACAAUCUACUCCUAGCGGCUCGCAAGCCGACAGAGCGAGAUCUCUAUGUCGAGCUUUGUCUCACAGUCCCAGCACGCUUGAGCAAUCUUCUUCCCCACCUCAGCUACCUUAUGAGGCCUCUUGUGGUGGCUUUGCGCGCCGGGACCGAGCUGGUUGGUCAAGGCCUGCGUACUCUGGAACUCUGUGUUGAUAACUUGACCGCGGACUAUUUGGAUCCAAUUAUGGCACCGGUCAUUGACGAGCUGAUGGCUGCCCUCUUCGACCAUCUCAAGCCACACCCCUACAACCAUUUCCAUGCACACACGACUUUACGAAUUCUUGGCAAGCUAGGUGGCCGAAACAGGAAAUUUAUGACGGACGCUCUUCCUGUGAAAUAUCGCCAGUUUGCCGAUGAUGUGGCCAGCUUCGACAUACGUCUGAUUGGCUCAAAGAUUGACAGAGCAUUCCCAGCACAUUAUGGCGUCGAUCUGGCAAUCCAAAAGUUGAUGGAGGUGCCGCGGUUCAUGAAGGGAGUGUCGGCUGCACCUACCAAGCAGCAGGACGCCUACUACAAGAGGCAAGCGCUCCAUUUCAUCAAGACCCAGGUGAAACUGCGGGUGGGAUUUGACAAUCUGCCUGAAGAUCUCCCUCGCCUUCUUCGACUCCAAGCACAGGAUCUUAUCAACAGGAGAAAGGAUAUCGAUAUCUCCGCCUUUGAAGGUUCUGACCGUGAUCGCUCCAUCGCCAAGAAGAACGAGGAUGAGGGAGAGCUGAAGAGGCUGAUCAAAGCGCUCAUGUUUGCACUCUCGUUACCAGAGUUCAAGCCUGAGGUUGAUGAAUUCCUCUUGAACCUCGCCCGGCAUUUUACCAUUAUCGAGGUGGGCCGUGCAUGGGUUGACUCGAAGAGGUCCAUCACCCCUUUCAAUGUCGAUUCGGGGGCUGGUCCACUCUUUGUUGACACGCGAAUUCUGUCGGAUGCCCUCCUAGAGUCACUCGCUUCCGAGAAACCAGAGGUACGAGAAGGCGCUGAGCGGGUCAUUCAAGAGGUCUAUGAUUCCGCGGCCACCAUCUUUGGGUCCUCAAGCCAUGUCUCAAGGCUUGCCUACUUUAAUAGCUUGGCGAACACUUUCUGUCACGGUUGUUACGAGGAGGAAUGGUUCACCAAAGCCGGCGGUACCUUGGGUAUCAAGAUCCUGCUGACGAACGUCGACCUCGGCGACUCUUGGGUUGCUACCAAGCAGAUCGAGUUUGUCAGAGCGCUGAUGUAUGUCAUCAAAGACAUGCCCCAAGAUCUCCCCGAGAAAACUAGACGAUCCGCACAGGUGACGCUCGAGAUCCUUUUGCAGCGUCUUACCAAGAAUGCCAAGAAAGAGGAUUGCUUGCCUGCGCAGCCAGCACCUCAGCAGCCGGGACAACCGCAGCCUCAGAAGCAGUCUCGUCUUGCUCAAAUCUGCAUGAUGCUCAACGGCGAAUUGUCUCAUAUGAACAGACACGUCCGCAGCACUGCCAAGAGGUCUAUUGAGCUGAUCGCGAAAGCAACAGGGGCCGAAGUCUGGGAGCUCCUUGAACCCCACCGGAAGCAGCUUCUCCAGCCCAUUUUCGCCAAACCUCUGCGUGCUUUGGCAUUUGGUAUUCAGAUCGGCUUCAUUGAUGCCGUUACGUACUAUAUGUCCUUGAAGCCUGACUUUGUCACAUUCGACGAGCACCUGCAUAGGUUGCUUAUGGAGUCACUUGCACUUGCUGACGCUUCGGACGAGUCUCUAGCCGGUAAGAAUCAGGAGUUCAGAACCCGGGAGCACAUCGUCAAUCUUCGCGUGUCGUGCAUCAAGCUUCUCAGCACAGCCAUGGGCUUUGAGGAGUUCAUGAAAGGAUCUGGCAAUGCUACGCGUGCCAAGAUUGUCGGGGUGUUCUUCAAGUGCCUUUACUCGGAGCAAGCACCGACUAUUGAAGCAGCGAACGACGCUUUAAAAUCGGUUCUGUCACAUACCAGUGCUCGCUUGCUGGACCAUAUCAAAGUCAUCGCAGACCCCAACCUUCUCCAACAGAUAUCGUUCACUUUCUUUGAACAGCACGCCUCAAUCAAGGUCAUUGCGUCGGUCUUCAACAUAUUUCACCUGCUCCCCGAUGGGGCUAAGCAAUUCAAAGAGCGUGUCAUCGAGAGCGUUUUGGAGCUGGAGGAAAAGCUAAGGCGGACUCACCACAGCCCCUUCCGCAAACCCCUCUACAAGUAUCUAAACCGAUAUCCUCCUGAUAUCUGGGAGUUUACAUUCAGCAGGAUUGAUCAGCUAAGGUACGGCCGUUUCCUGGCCCAGGCAUUGCGGGAUCCUGAAAGCCAACCACUUAGGGACCACGGUGUCGCAAACGUGGAGGCUCUUGUCAAGGCCUGUAGCGACGUUGUCAACCAGAAUAAGGAGACCAAGUUUGCUGCUAUUGUCAACACAAUCAACAUCCUCGAAGCCCUAUGCCAAAACUCCAACUCGCUAGUUUGGAUGGAGAAUAGAGAGCACAUUGAGUGGCUAAAGACAGUUGGCAAGGAGCUUGAGCAAAACCUCAAGAUGAACAAGCUCCCCGCAAAUGUUCGCCUUGCUGCGGAUCAGGCAUCCGAACAGCUCAUGGUCAUCUUGACCAAAUCCCUAGAGCGCAAUCCGAAGGACAUCGAACCCCUUCUCAGUCUCAUUGAGUCGAUCACUUCAGAUGAUUUCCGAGAGACGCAGACCAUGCUCUCCUAUCUCUACAAGAAUAUCAUAUCUAGCGACUCUAUUGAUUUCUGGCGUACAACCGUACUUCGCUGUCUGGAGAUAUAUGCUGGAAGGGGUGCCAGUCAACGCAUGAAGUGGUAUCUGCUGCACAAUAUCGUCAACCCCAUUGUAGCGAUGGAUGUAAUGCGUCACUGGAAUCGUGGUGAACCGGCCAAGGGUGGUCAACGGUUCCUUGAUCGGGCGGUUAUUGAGUCCAUUAACACCAAGAUUUGGAAGGUGAACCUGGCGGAUCCUCACGACGAUCUUUCGCAGCCGCAUAUUGACCACACCAGAAUGGAAGUGCUCCAGCUCUCGGCCAUGCUGGUCAAGUAUCACCACGCCAUACUGCAAGAUGCGCGCAAGGACUUCAUUAAGUUUGGGUGGACGUACAUCAGGCUUGACGACGUUAUCAACAAGCACGCUGCUUAUGUGGUGAUUGGGUACUUCAUUGCUCACUACGAAACUCCUGCCAAGAUCGUGUCGCAGAUCUACUUCUCGCUCCUCAAGACCAACCAGAAUGAAGGCAGGACCUUGGUCACGCAAGCCCUUGAGCUGAUGGCGCCCGUGAUGCCCAAGAGAUGCAAUACCGCGCCUGGCGACCGGAAUGCAGUGUGGGCUGUUGCGCCUCGUCGAAUCUUGGCGGAAGAAAGUCAAAACGUCCAGCAGAUGACUAGCAUCUUCCACUUCCUCGUCAGGCAUCCGGACUUGUUUUAUGACUCCCGCGACAAAUUCGCCAUGCUCAUUAUUACCUGCCUUCGCAAGGUCGCCGCGCCUCCCAAUCCGUCUAACGAGAGUAAGAAGCUGGUGCUGAACAUGAUGACGCUGAUUUGGCAAUGGGAGCAGCGUCGUGUCGAAGGCAAGCGGUCAGAACCUGUUCGCUCUGUCUCUGAGUCUCCCAAUGCCAAGAAGAGAAAACUCGACGAGCAGCAGUCCGUUUCGCCGGCCUCUGCCAGACAAAGCGAGAGACCCGAAUUCGAAAUCCCGGCUAUGGGCCGCCAGAAGAUGAUCAAGUAUCUGGUGGAGUUCAUCGCUCAGUUGAACGAGCGUUAUCAGCUCCCUUCAGCGAAGGCGCGGGACACACCCGCCACGGCUGUCCCGGCUCUGGCGGCGCCUUCUGGUGAACUCUGCAAGAAGGCGAUGGCACUUCUCUACAACCUUCUUCAGCCGCAAUAUUGGGGUGAUCUUGAUCUGGACCUUUUCCAAAACGUCACUGAUAUUGUCCUGACCAGCGAGAAGGCCUCCCUCACAUUGUCCAAUGAGCCGUCCGACAAGGAGAAGGCCGAUGACAAGUUCCUUACCAACAUUAUCAACACCCUUCAGGUCAUCCGCAUCAUUCUUCACUUCAAGUCCGACGACUGGGUUGUCAAGAAUAUGAGUCACAUCCAAAAGAUUUUGGAGAAGUGCCUGAAAUCAGACAACCCAGAGAUUCAGGACUGCCUCCACACGGCUGAUAAGCAAUGUGAUGGUGGCCGAGAGGUCCGACCGAUCAUCAAGCGAAUCCUCGACGCGGUCCCAGAAGAUGUGCCCAUGGAGGAUGCUGAUGCUGAAGGCGAAACGGAAGCGCCAACUUCGGAGGUUGUCACGUUCCUGUCCGGCAUUGCCACGGAGAGUAUGGCUGCGGCAAAUUACGUUUCCGGUAUCAACAUUUUAUGGUCCUUGGGUCGCCGCCGUCCUACAGCUAUCGACCAGCAUAUUCCUGCAAUCAUGAAGUCGCUUCAGUCCAAGUUGGCUAGAGACCACGUCUCCCACUAUGCGGCGUUGGCACAGGGUGGCAUCCCCCGACCACAGCCAGACAAUGCCAAUGCUGCAACCGAAAUGAACGCCUACGACCUUGAGAUACAGACUGGGCUGAUCAUCAAGGCCAUUGAGACUGUUUCCCUUCGUAUGGACAUUCUCGGGGACAACCGGAGACCUUUCCUGAGCGUGCUCGCCACUAUUGUGGAAAAGUCACUGCACACCGCUCUAUGUGAAAAGAUCCUUGACAUGGUUGAGGGAUGGGUAUUCCGCUCUGAGGGAACGUGGCCAACUCUGAAGGAAAAGACGGCCGUUCUUUCCAAGAUGAUCACGUUUGAGCACAGGCAAGAUCCAACCAUGCUCAUGAAGUUCCUCAACCUUGUUCUACGCAUUUAUGAGGACCCCAAAAUCACACGGACUGAACUCACCGUGCGUAUGGAGCAUGCGUUCCUUAUAGGAACGAGAGCUCAGGAUGUGGAUAUGCGCACCCGCUUCAUGGCCAUCUUCGAUAAGAGUCUCUCCAGGACUGCCAGUGCUAGGUUGGCAUAUGUUAUCUUGUCUCAGAACUGGGACACGCUAGCCGAUUCAUUCUGGCUGGCGCAGGCAAUCCAGCUUCUUUUCGGAGGAGUGGAUAUGAAUCUUCCCAUUCAGCUACACCAGGACGAUUUCCGUACCUUGUCAGCCUCUCAACUCAUUGGAAGCUAUGCCAAAGAUACCAGAGAACCAGCCUUGAUCAGCGAUGAUAAAUACGAGGCGUUCAUGGCUAGCCAUCGCCGCUUUAUUGCCGAGCUUGGGGACAUCAAGGCGCGAGACAUCCUUGAGCCUUUGACCCAGCUGCAACAUAUUGAUAACAAUCUGUCCAAUGAUAUCUGGGUUGUUCUUUUCCCAAUGUUCUGGUCCGCGACUUUGAAGGAGGAUAGACCUGAGCUUCAGCGUGGCCUUGUCACCCUUCUCACCAAGGAUUACCAUUCUAGACAGAUGGACAAGCGGCCAAACGUGGUUCAGUCCCUUCUAGCUGGAGCAGCCAAAGCUUUUCCAGAGUGCAGGCUACCACCCCAUGUUCUCAAGUUUGAGGCUAAAACCUUUGACGCAUGGUAUACAGCUCUCUGCCAGUUGGAGACCGCUGCCAUCAAGCCGGGAGACGACUCAGCGAUCGUUAAGGAAAGCAACCUCGACGCAUUGGUGGAUCUAUAUGCAUCUCUUGGUGAGGAAGAUCUUUUCUUCGGGACAUGGCGUCGUCGGUGCCAGUUUGUCGAGACCAACGCAGCGCUAUCGUACGAGCAGAAUGGCAUGUGGGACAAAGCCCAAAAGAUGUACGAAGCAGCCCAGAUCAAAGCGCGGACGGGCGUCAUUCCUUUCUCCGAGGGCGAAUACAUGCUGUGGGAGGAUCACUGGGUUCUUUGCGCUCAGAAGCUCCAGCAAUGGGACAUUCUUCAGGAGUUUGCUAAGCAUGAGAAUAUGCAAGACCUGCUGUUGGAGUCUAUCUGGCGCAACACUGAGUACUGGCAAAACCAAGAGAACAGGGAGCAAUUGGACAAUCACAUCAAGGGCCUGAUGGAUGCGCCUACCCCGCGCAGAAGCUUUUUCCAGGCCUUCAUGUCGUUGCUAAAAUAUCACAACAAGCAGGAGAGUCUUCAGGACUUUAACCGCGUUGUUGACGAGGCGAUCCAACUUUCCAUUCGGAAAUGGCACCACCUUCCUAAGCGUCUCACCACAGCUCACAUCCCGAUCUUGCAGAACUUCCAGCAGUUGGUUGAGCUUCAUGAUGCUAGUGUGAUCUGCCAGAGUCUUUCCGCAACCAACUCGAACAACCUCGAUGCGCGAUCCGGUGAGCUUAAGCUGCUCCUCGGCUCAUGGCGGGAUCGUCUCCCCAAUACGUGGGAUGAUAUUGUCGCAUGGCAAGACCUGGUCACAUGGAGACAACACGUCUUUGGUCUCAUCAACAACACAUAUCUCCAGCUUUUGCCGCAACAAGGAGGACAAAGCGCUGGUGGUGCUUCGUUCGCGUAUCGUGGGUUCCAUGAAACUGCUUGGAUCAUCAAUAGAUUCGCGCACGUUGCCCGCAAGCAUGGUCUCCACGAAGUGUGCAUCAAUCAACUCAGCCGCAUCUACACCUUGCCGAACAUUGAGAUUCAAGAGGCCUUCCUCAAGCUGAGGGAGCAGGCCAAGUGCCACUAUCAGAACCCAGAAGAGCUGCAAAAUGGGCUGGAGGUCAUUAACAACACCAAUCUCGGCUACUUUACAGGUCAGCAAAAGGCUGAAUUCUUCACCCUCAAGGGCAUGUUCCUGGAGAAGCUUGGUCAAAAAGACGAGGUUGAUACAGCUUAUGGCAUGGCACUUUCGCACGACAUCUCGGCCCCUAAGGCGUGGGCAGAAUGGGGCUACUUCAACGACAGAAAGUUCAGGGAGAACCCGGCUGAUGUGCUUGCCGCCAAGCAGGCCCUUACAUGCUACCUGCAAGCCGUGUCAAGCUAUAAGAAUCACAAGUCACGGAAGCUCAUUGCACGGAUUCUGUGGCUUUUGAGUCUCGAUGACGCCAACAACACCAUCUCGAGCGGGUUCGACGACUUUAAGGGCGAGACACCGACAUGGUAUUGGAUUACGUACAUCCCUCAGCUGCUCACCGGACUCAACCAUAAGGAGGCACCGAGACUCCAGGUCGUCCUGAGCAAGAUUGCUAAAAGCUACCCUCAGGCGCUUUACUUCCUGCUCCGAACCAGUCGCGAAGACAUGCUGCAAAUCAAGAAGGCUCAGGAGAAUAAGGAGCGUCUGAGACAGCAACAGCAGCAACGAGCUCAAAGCGCAGCCGCAAACGCCAACAGGGCAAGUGCUACUCCGGGCCAGCCUACUCCUGCUGCUACGGCUACGGCUACUCCCAAGCCCGAAGGUGACUCACGACCUGCCACCGCUACUGGCGAUGCUGCUGGACAGGUCAAGCCUGAAGUCAAGGCUGAGGGUGCAGUCAAUGGUGUUCCUGUGGCACCUGGUCAAGGCAGCGUUCCUCCUCCAAACCCUGCUCAAGUCGCGGCAGGCCAUCACGCUGCGGGUGCAGUCCCUGGCGCGCAGCCACAGGCCGUCCAGAAGAGGCCACCUUGGGAACUUACCGAUGAGAUCAUGAGCAUGUUGAAGACGGCAUUCCCGCUCCUGGCGCUGUCCAUGGAGACCAUGGUGGAUCAGAUCCAGAAGCAUUUCAAGUGCCCACCUGACGAAGACGCUUACAGACUCAUUGUUGCACUCCUUAAUGACGGACUGUCAUAUGUCAGUCGUAUGCCAACUUCGUAUGCCAGAGACGUCAAGCUUCCAGUCGCAACCGAGGCAAACAUAACACGUUUUGCGGAGACGAUAUUGCCGACUCACAUCCGAGGUACAUUUGAACAAGAGUUUGUCAAGGCCAAACCCACCAUGUAUGAGUAUAUUCACAAACUCCGGAAAUGGCGGGACAAGUUUGAAGAGAAGCUGGAUCGCCGUCGCACAAGCAUGCCUUUGGAGAACUUCUCUCACUAUACGCCGCAUCUGAGCGAGUUCCGGUAUCAGAAGUUCGACGAGGUCGAGAUUCCGGGUCAAUACUUGCAGCAUAAGGACAAGAACCAGGACUUUAUCCGUAUCGACAGGUUCCUGCCCAAUGUUGAUCUCGUCCGCACUUCCAAUGUGUCGCAUCGCCGACUGAAGAUCCGCGGCCACGAUGGUAGCGUUCACUCGUUUGCUGUUCAGCAUCCUGCGGCCCGACAGUCUCGCCGCGAAGAGCGCCUUCUUCAGCUCUUCAGACAGCUCAAUCAGACCUUGAGCCACAAGAAGGAGAGUCGCAGGCGUGAUCUCCAGUUCACACUGCCCUUGAUGGUACCGCUUGCACCUCAUAUUAGGAUCAUUCAAGAGGAUACGUCGUACAUCACUCUCCAGGGCAUUUACGAGGACCAUUGCCGUAGGUCGGGUGUACACAAGGAUGAGCCAUUCCUCUUUACGAUGGAGAAACUGCGCGGGCUCAUGGAUGGAAAGCUGCCGAACGCGGGACAGAACGCGGCGGCUCGUCUUGAAGUGCUCAACGCGAUUCAGGAGAAGUGGGUGCCGCACACACUGGUGCUGCAGUAUUUCCAGGCUAUCUUCCCCGACUUUGCCGAGUUCUGGCUCUUCAGGCGUCGCUUCUCAUACCAGCUCGCUGCGCUCACGUUCAUGACGUACAUCUUGCAUAUCGAUAAGCGGUAUCCGCACAAGUUCAACAUCGCGCGCGGCUCGGGUAACAUCUGGGGCUCGGAGCUCACGGCUCUCAUGGCGGCCAACAAGCCCUACUUCAGCAACACGGAGCCGGUGCCCUUCCGUCUCACGCCCAACCUUCAGACGCUCAUGGGCCCGCUUGCGCUCGAGGGCAUCUUUACCGUUUCCAUGAUGGCGAUCGCGCGCUGUCUGACGGACCCGGAGUUCCAGCUCGAGCACGCGCUGACGCUGUUUGUCCGCGAUGAGAUGAUCUUUUGGUUCACGAGCAGUCACAGGCCGCUGAACCUGUCGGAUAAUCAGCUGAGAGAGACGGUGCAGGCGAACAGCGAAAUGAUUGUCAAGCGGGCGGCAUCGCUGGCUCAGGCGCCGGCGGGUAACUUGCCGGCGUAUCAGACGAUCAUUGAUCUGAUUGCGAAGGCGGUUAGUCCGUUGAAUUUGGCGCAGUGUGAGGCGUUGUGGAUGCCGUAUCUGUGAUGGAGGGGUGGAGGUUUGCAUGGUAGUUUGAGUCGCUGGAAGUGUGUUUCAAUAUGAGGAAAAGAUUUUACAGGAACUUUGGAGUUUGUAUGCUAAGAAAGGAGGACAGAGCACAGGGUGUAUGUGGUAAUGAUGGGUUGUAUCUGCAUUCACGACGGUUAUUGUAUGGAGCGCAAGUUUGCAUUGUUCUUGGUGUUAGGAGGAGUAAAAAAGUGAUCAGUUAGCAGCAAUGAUUUAGAUACACAAGGCCUACGGGCUGCUUAUGAAAUGGUUGGGCUUGUGAG